GUGGGGGUGGGGCGACUACUACUGCAUGGGGCCUGCCUUCCCUGUUCAUCUGUACAUGUUGUGUUCAAUCCUGCAGCUGCAUGCUUCCUGCCCACCUAGCCCCAGCUGCCUGCAUCUACCGAGAUCGAUAUCCUCUCUCCUUCAUGUGCUCGCCUCGCGUCGUGCCUUCGGUCGGCCUAGCUAAUAAGCUACCACACACUAGCUGUUAAUUAGUAAGGUACUAUCGAUAUGAUCGAUAAAGCUAGCUAGCUGCACUUCAUUCCUUCCUGCUCCGAUCCUAAUAGCUACAGGUAGUAAGCAGUGCGUGAUUCGAUCGGUUGCUUAAUUACUCAGCUGGUCACGGCAGUCGGCAUGGCGCCGGAGUGGGAAGCAGCGGCCAUGGGCAUCGACCCCGGCAUGGGAUCAAUACGCCAUAACAGUAUGGCUGCUGCUGCUCCGAUGAGCUUCUCCUCCCACGCAUCUGCUGCAGCCCACCAUUUCUACGGGGCCGACCAGCAACUGCCUGACCUCUCCAACGCCGGCGCCGCGCACGACUUCUUCCAUGCUGCCAGCGCCGGGAGUAGUGAACCUUCUGCCGCGGCGACUCCGGAUCAGCACGGGUCCUUGAACCUCUCCUUCACCGACGAGUUGUACCUUCCAGUGCCGAGUGAGGAAGCCGCGGAGCUGGAGUGGCUGUCCAAUUUCGUCGACGACUCCUACCCCGACAUACCCAAUUACCCGCCGGAGGUGCAAGCAGAGAUUGCGGCCGCGGCAGGAAAAAAUAACAACCCCGGGGCCGGCGGGAGCGGAAGCGGUGGCGGGGAGGAGGCGUGCGGCGUGCGGCGGUGCACCCACUGCGCGUCGGAGAAGACGCCGCAGUGGCGGACGGGGCCCCUGGGGCCCAAGACCCUGUGCAACGCGUGCGGCGUGCGGUACAAGUCCGGGCGUCUGGUGCCGGAGUACCGUCCGGCGGCGAGCCCGACGUUCGUGCUGACGCAGCAUUCGAACUCGCACCGCAAGGUGAUGGAGCUGCGGCGGCAGAAGGAGCUCCUCGUCCUCCGUGGCAACGCAGCUGCUGCCUCGGGAUCCGGCGGCGCGGAGCUCAUGUUCCGAGACUACGGCGUGUGUUGACUGUUGAGCAUACGCAUGCAUGCAUGCGCUACCUCACGAUGAAGCUACCUAGAUUUUGCAAUUUCGAUCCCUUCCCAGCUCGAUCAUAUCGCAUCGAUCCCUAGCUACUCUCUCUCUCUCUCUCUCUCUCUCUCUCUCUCUCUCUCUCUACAAUUUUAAUUUGGGUAUUCAAUUAGUCCACUGCGUGUAUCCUGCAGCCAUUAUGAUUAUAUUAUUUUGUUUGUAUCCCCAUGCAUGCCACCUCAAAUCUCUUUCAUCUUCGAUUCUUGUAUCAAAAUAAUAUGUAAAAAACGCAAUGAUAUUGACGAUGUAUGUUUCAGAAGUUGGUUAAAAAUU
Molecule: messenger RNA, 1446 nt
Organism: Phragmites australis (common reed)
Lineage: Eukaryota; Viridiplantae; Streptophyta; Magnoliopsida; Poales; Poaceae
Product: GATA transcription factor 4-like
Exons: 2
Coding region: 352-1110 (252 amino acids)
Biological process (GO): regulation of DNA-templated transcription
Molecular function (GO): sequence-specific DNA binding; zinc ion binding
Source: RefSeq, a predicted model, not a curated record